CGUCUCCCGUGGACACACCUUGCAUGUCUUUCCUGUGGCUCAAGUGACUCCCACGGAAGUCACAACCUCGCGACCGGAUCCCGAAUUCGAACAACUGGUUUUGCCCAUGGCCUGGCACCCCACGCCCGUUUGGUGCCCAGACACACUGGCGCCGCCGCUGGCGCCGCCGCUGGCGCUGGCGCUGCCGGGCGCACUCGGCGGGCCGGUCAUGAUGGCGCCGGCGGCACCGUGGCCAAUGCCGCCAAUGAUGCCGGUGCCCAUGGGGCCCAUGGCUGGAGAGGCAAUGAUGGAAUUGGAGGCGCCAAACCUCCAGAUGCUUCCAAUGCCUAUGCCCGCGCCAGGCCUCAGCUGCGGUGACUUGCACAAUGCAAUGUCCGCUGCCAGCUGCGCCACCAACGCCUGUGGAGGCUUCGUACCCCUGGCUGCGCGCCAGGUCUCUCCGGGCUUGUGGUGCGUCCUCCUGAGCGACCCGCAGCUUCAAGCGGCACAGGAGAUCCAGGAGCUGCCUGCCUUGCAGCCUCCCGAGGGCACCAGGAGCUUGUGCCUGGCCGAACACCUGGAGCCCAUUUUGGAAUCGCCGCCCGCCACGCCAAAGCGGCGGACCAUGCCCAAGCCGGAGGAGAUGCCCACACCCUCACCGGUGAGCUUUCGGACGUUGAGGGCGAAGGAAGAGUUGAACCAGCUGAGUUGCACGAAAGGCCUUGAAGGACUUCGACUCGAAUCCUUGGACCAGAAGUCCGGAGCACAGGCUUGGCUUGAUGCGGAACAACAUCUCCCGAUAGGGUCACCUGAGAAGGCAGAGCCACAGGUCGCCUGGUCUGCCCCAAAGUCAUCACAGUCGGCGGGUUGGGCGGCCGCUGCGGGUUGGGCGGCUGAGACAGCGGUCCAUCGCUGCCAAGCUCAGAAGGCAGCUUUGGAGCAGGAUCGUCAGGUGGAGCACGCCGGUGCCCAUGCGGAGCUUUCUCCACAGCGGGCCACCAGCGCGCAGCCGCGGCAUUGGGAGCGCCAUGCAUGGCAGUCUUGGGAGGUGCAGACGCCGUCGCAGACGCCGUGCCCGGCGCGCAAAAAGAAGUCUUGGAAGAAGUCGCAGACAGCCACGGUGAAGAUGUUUCGCUCCUGGGACGAGGGUUGCUCCGGGCGCGAUUGGUCUUUUUCGUGCAAGAGAAGGGGGCGUGGUGGGAGACAUGCGGCCGCGUGUUUCACGUCAUCAAAUGGAUACAAAUGGUCCACUGUUUUGAUAUGUUCACGUUUGUGUGUCUCAGACAAUAUGAUUUUGCGAUUCUCCUCCAAAUCCCAGGUUCUUCAACCCUUGUGUUGUCCUCUCUAGAUGCACAGAUGUAGGUAGGGCACCUUCCAAUAGCGAAACACAUACUAAUAGCGAAAGCAAGGAUUUUGAUUACGAUACAAAGAUUACUAAGAUUACAAAGAUUUUAAUUAAUAGCGAAAACAUGGACCAACUUCCAUGGAAGAUGGAAAAACAGUGACACUUGCUCAGAGGCUUCUUGGGUUUAAGUCCCGCAAGAGGCUUCCUGCCGGUCCC
Molecule: messenger RNA, 1540 nt
Organism: Durusdinium trenchii
Lineage: Eukaryota; Dinophyceae; Suessiales; Symbiodiniaceae
Source: the annotation of a GenBank genome assembly